CCACUCUGCGUGUGCUGUGAAGUACAGCCUCUCGGGAGUUCGGCUCAGGCACUCCUGAGAGCCAGAGGUUGGGUCGGGGGGGCGGUUCGAAGCAAGUUCUCUGCUCCGAGUUUAGCUCCCGGGUGUGAUAUCCUCGUAUCUCCCGACAUGGGCUCUCUAGCUCGACUGGUGCUCUUCGCCUGGCUCAUUCUGCCGUUAUUUGGCGCCGAGUCCGGAAAGAAAAGAUCCAUGCGUCAGCGAGAUGAUGAGGAAAGGUAUAAUGGGCUGUGCACGCGGGGUUCACCAGGUUUUCCUGGCCGGGAAGGUAACCCUGGAAUGAACGGCAUCCCAGGAACCCCAGGAAUCCCAGGACGUGACGGGAUCAAGGGAGAGAAAGGCGAGUGCCUGCAAGAGCGCCUGGAGGAGCCCUGGAGAAUCAAUUACAAGCAAUGCGCUUGGAAAGCACUCAACUAUGGCAUUGACCUUGGCAAAGUUGUGGAAUGCACAUUUACCAAGAUACGGUCUGACAGUGCUCUGAGAGUACUAUUCAUUGGUUCCCUGCGCCUGAAAUGCAAAACUCCCUGCUGUCAGCGCUGGUACUUUACUUUCAAUGGAGCAGAGUGCAGUGGUCCUUUGCCAGUUGAAGCCAUCAUUUAUCUUGACCAAGGAAGUCCCGAGUUCAACUCCACCAUCAAUAUACAUCGGACAUCUACAGUGGAAGGACUAUGUGAAGGAAUCAACGCUGGGCUUGUGGAUGUUUCGCUCUGGAUUGGGUUGUGUUCGGAUGGGUACCCACAAGGCGACGCUUCCACUGGUUGGAACUCAGUUUCACGCCUGAUCAUCGAAGAAUUGCCAAAAUAGUUUUCAUUCUGCAUAAGCAAAGCUAUCAGAACCAGCUUGCUUUUGUAGAAACCAUAUUAUGAAAAAUUGUCAACUUUAAGUUGUCCAAUAAAAGUAUCAAAAUUAAGACCAUUGCACUCAUGUAUCUGA
This is a messenger RNA of Mobula hypostoma (lesser devil ray), 969 nucleotides long. RefSeq names its product collagen triple helix repeat-containing protein 1-like. The record is from RefSeq and is a predicted model, not a curated record. NCBI's taxonomy places the organism in Eukaryota, Metazoa, Chordata, Chondrichthyes, Myliobatiformes, Myliobatidae. The transcript has 4 exons. The coding region runs from base 148 to 840 and encodes 230 amino acids.